Molecule: messenger RNA, 3336 nt
Organism: Dreissena polymorpha
Lineage: Eukaryota; Metazoa; Mollusca; Bivalvia; Myida; Dreissenidae
Product: MAP kinase-activated protein kinase 2-like
Exons: 10
Coding region: 100-1203 (367 amino acids)
Biological process (GO): intracellular signal transduction; peptidyl-serine phosphorylation; protein autophosphorylation
Cellular component (GO): cytoplasm; nucleus
Molecular function (GO): ATP binding; calcium/calmodulin-dependent protein kinase activity; calcium-dependent protein serine/threonine kinase activity
Source: RefSeq, a predicted model, not a curated record
CAUAAAUCUGUGACGUUGUACUCAUGAACAAGUGCCCUUUCACAAUACGCCAUCCGAUUUUACAAACUUUUUGUCGAAAACCAAAAUAAAAUCGGCAAAAUGUUUAAUAUGAUGGGUGACACGCUUUCGCGGACACUACAACCUAAAAAGACAUCAAUCAGCCAUGACUACAAAGUCACUGGAAGUGUAUUGGGAUUAGGAAUUAACGGAAAAGUGGUGGAAUGUUACUCGCUUCGUAGUGGCGAAAAGUUUGCCUUGAAGGUGCUGAGGGAUGUCCCUAAAGCCAGAAGAGAAAUCGACCUGCACUGGAGAGCAUCAAAUUGCAAACAUAUAGUGAGAAUAAUAGAUGUGUAUGAGAACAAUUAUGGAGGUCAAAAGUGCCUGCUUGUGGUUAUGGAGUGCAUGGAAGGCGGAGAGCUCUUCAGUAGGAUACAGGAGAGAGCGGACUCCGCAUUUACAGAACGAGAGGCAGCACACAUCAUCAGUGAUAUUGCCAAGGCUAUUCACUACCUACAUUCCAUGAACAUGGCACACAGGGAUCUAAAGCCAGAGAAUUUGCUAUACUCUAAGAAAGGCAAUGAUGGCAUCAUAAAGCUCACAGACUUUGGUUUUGCGAAGGAGCUUCUUGCGUACAAGUCCCUGCAGACGCCCUGUUAUACGCCAUACUAUGUCGCUCCUGAAGUGCUUGGGCCAGAAAAAUAUGACAAAUCCUGUGAUAUGUGGUCUUUAGGCGUUAUAAUGUAUAUUUUGUUAUGUGGGUAUCCACCAUUCUACAGCAAUCAUGGGGCAGCUAUUUCUCCAGGCAUGAAGAAGCGUAUCCGUAAUGGACAGUACGAGUUCCCCAACCCAGAGUGGAACAGAGUGUCAAAAGAUGCCAAAGACUUGAUUCGUGGCUUGCUGAAGACUGUUCCAGAGGAGAGAUUCUCAAUUGAACAAGUUAUGAGCAACAAAUGGAUCUCUGACCAACAGGUGGUUCCUGCGACGCCUCUCAUGUCUGCGCAGGUGCUCAGGGAGGAGGGAGAGAACUGGUGUGAUGUACAGGAUGAGAUGACCAAUGCCCUUGCAACCAUGCGUGUGGACUAUGAUCAAAUAAAUAUUAAAAGUUUAGACGAGUCGCAAAAUCCAAUCCUCCAGAAGCGCCGUAAGAAGACGGGAAACCCACAAAUCCCACCGGCUCUUGUCGAAGAUUCGGGCAUGGAGUAAUGCAUGCAGCCACCUGUUGGCACCUGCGUAUGAUAAAAGUGUGUUACUGACGCUCGUUAAACUGUUUAUUCAUGGAAUAUAAGGCUUUUAACAGUGCUACUUAUAAUAUAAUGUGUGUUUGUUGGUCUUGUUUUUUUUAGGUAUGCAUUUGGCACAUUUUGUUCAUUGUGCCAAAAAAAUGCAAACAAUUUUUUGGGGGAAAGAUAAGUCUUUUUGUUUUAAAAUCAAAACAUGUUUACAUAAUGAAAUCUAUGCAUGUGUGGUCACAUAAGUAUAGAAAUUGAACAAAUUGACCUUGCUAGAUGUUUUCUGGAUAUAAAAUGUUUAGGGUUAAGAUUAUAUUACCCAAUUUCAGUUACCCUGAGUAAUUUGGUGGUUGGUUAUUCAUACCAAACUGAAGUCAUUUACUGGUACUAGAAACAAACAGUAGAUUAGUCUUGAUUGUGAAUGCUCUUUAAAAUCAUGUCCGAUAUCUUCAGAUCAUUCAGAAUAAGUGUAAACAUUUAAAAAAAAGAGAAGUGCCAUUGGUUGAAUAACACGCUCUGUGUUACUGUCCCACCUUUUUAAAUAUUAAUAAUGUCAUUUGUAUUUUUUAUGGACAUGUUAUUAAAUAUCAUGUCUUUAUGUUAUUAUUUCCAAUGAAUGCUUUCAUUCACAGUGGACACUUCUGAAAUUAUAAUGAUUAGAGAAACAACAAACAAAACCAGAACUGUGAAUUCACUUAAACGUUGGGCACUUUAGAAUAACAAAUUAUUUAUGUAAAGAACAUUGAACAUAUAGAUUGUUGCUUCUAUUUACAAAUGUAUAUGUAUGGACAAAUGUGUAAGCUGCAUAGAACGUUGCAAAUGGUAAAUCAGUAAAUAUUUGCAGUUGUUAUAAACUCAUGCAAUGGCAGGAGGGCACAAAAUGGUGAACAUAAUUUAUUCUUAAGUAUUGAAAAAUAGUUUUUGAAAGACUUGAAAAGUUUUUAAGUAUACUGUAAACAGAAAGUUUUAAAUGAAACACAACUGUUCAACAAUAUCAUGUUGACUUGUGCGAAGCAUUAUGUACAUGUAUAAAUAUUAUAUCUUUACUUGUAUAAUGUAUUGAACAUUGUAAGCGAUGCACACAAGUUUAAUUUGUUUAUGUGUUGUUUCCUAUGUUGGUAAGAUGAACAUUUCAUAAUAGUAAAUGAAUUUAGGUUGAGGAUGGAUGACAUUGCAGUAGAAUACAUGAUGGUUCUAUCUUAAGAUAUAUUUUUUUAUUGAGAAUUUUUUGCUUAUGCAAUUGUUAUGUCUACAUUAAUUGUUGUUGUUUUUUUGUACCAAAUAAUGUUGAUGGUAUUGUAUUGGAACAAUUUUUGGAUUUGCAUUAGUGCAUAUAUACAUAUUAUAUUUACUUCUGUAUAAAAUGUUGAUAGGUUUUAGUGAAGGAUCUUCUUUCUUUUUGAACUAGAAUCAAGUAUACAAAAAGUACUUAACAAUUCCUUAUUUGUCAUUAAGUUGUUAGUUUUUCAUUUUGUUGCUAUAGAAAUGAUUUUUUAUGUUGGGUAAAAUUGGCAGAUAAAGUGUGAACACUGUAACAAAGCCUUAUUCCAUGUACAUGUAACUCAAAUUAACCAUUUUGCACAUAUUAUUUUAGCCUGCUUAGGUUUGCAUUGAAUAUAGGAUUAAGCUAAAAAAUAAUUGUAAUACAUGUGUACUGAUCAACCUUAAAAGUCAAUGACAACGUUAAUCUUGUAAAAAGUUUCAUGAUUCAUACAAUAACAUUAUUAAUUAACGUGUUCUUAUGUAUCUCUAAGAAAAAUACAAAUGUAUAAGUUUUUUAAUAUUUUUUUACAAUAUUUGUUACAAUUUUGAUUUGGAAAAACACCUUCUAAGGAGACCAUAAACAUUUUCCUUCUCUUAUGUUAAAAAAUACAGACAAUCCGAAGCGCAUGCUAUCAGUUCUAAAUACUAUCUGUGUAGUUCUGUAAUGUAAGCUUUUAGCUUAUACAUGUAAGGAAUCAUCAAAUUAAACAAAAUGUCAAAGAGUUUAUAGUCUUAUGUAUUGUGUUGGCCCUUAAUAUUUUCUUCAAUCAAACUUUGUAUGACCCAACUGUUCUGCAGAGAUAUUGAGACACUAAAACAUAGUAAUAAAAUUAAUCAAAUUGUA